Pseudogymnoascus destructans is the source of this 2114-nucleotide messenger RNA. It is a transcript of the gene ATE1, whose product is annotated as Arginyl-tRNA--protein transferase 1. Gene Ontology annotation, molecular function: arginyl-tRNA--protein transferase activity. The coding region runs from base 735 to 2114 and encodes 459 amino acids. NCBI's taxonomy places the organism in Eukaryota, Fungi, Ascomycota, Leotiomycetes, Thelebolales, Thelebolaceae. Gene Ontology annotation, biological process: protein arginylation. Gene Ontology annotation, cellular component: cytoplasm. The transcript is spliced from 4 exons. The record is from RefSeq and is a predicted model, not a curated record.
GUGAGGGGGAAGGGGUGAAAAGCGUAUGAUGAUAUGCAGUGUCAGUUGAGAAGGCAUAGAAGGGUUGGAAGGCUUUGCAUCUUGCAUUUGUCGUCCAUCAAUGGCCAUCGCAGGCUGAAGGCAGAAGCCAAUCAAGGCAGGAGCUGGUCCGAGUAUGACUGGUAGGUCGUUGUCAGUAUGAUUAUCAGUUAUGAUCGGUAUGAUCUGUAGACCCAUCUAGCACUUUUACCACAUAUCAGGGACCGCCGCCGGCUUUCUUCUGCUGCUUCCAUUUCCACUUCUACCCCCCCACUAUCCACUAUGACAUGUAUUGGGAAGGCCGGCAAGGCACUGUGCAACCUUGCACUACAUGAAAAGUACUAUACAGCCGCCGCAUUUGCCUCCCUGCUUUAGACACUCUAGUCCGACAGCAAAGACAAUAUUUGGCGUUAGUAGAACAGUUAGUCCAGGAUCAUGCAUUAAGAAAUCGAGAGACUAUCAGGGUUCCUCUCGUCUAUGUGUCGCCUCGGCCGAACUGGCCGCGUCGGGGCUCUCGUCGACCAUCUUUUGUGAUAUCAGCCAUCCACCGUGCUCUCGGCGCGUCGACGAUAUCAUUCACGGAAGUAAGCUUACCCACAUCACACCCGACACAAAGACGCCGUACCACUCUAAUACCUUCUACCUUCUACCUUCUACCUACAUUACCCGCACACCCACGGCGAACCCCCGCACACCUGUGGAUCCAGCAAAAAACAAUGUCCUCGCCGACCAACUCCAACUCCAGCAUCACCACCGUGCCCGAGGCCGUCCUCGGCCCCAUAGGUUACCACGCGCAUUCAUGCGGAUACUGUAAGAGCAAGGCCGAGCGUAGGUCUUCGGGUCGCGGGUCUUCAGGAAGCCCCUCUUACUACGCUUCCUCCAAGCACCUAAUCCCCAGGUUCUAUGAAGACUUAAUAUGUAGAGGCUGGAGGCGCUCAGGGACCCUCCUGUACAAACCUGACCUCAGGAACGCAUGUUGUCCCCAUUACACCCUAAGGCUGGAUGCACCUGAAUUCCGAGCCACCAAAGACCAGAGGCAGGCGCAGAACCGCUUCAACCACUACAUCCUCGGCGAUGAAUACAUCAAAGAGACGGCAAGACUACAUCCAAAGUCCAAAGCCGAAGCAGCAAGGUACAAGCAGACCUUUGAUCUCCGCGAACGUGUCCACGAGAGCGAGCUAUCCUCUCUCCAAGGGCCAACAAAACCCGCCCACGACUUCACAGUCACGCUGGAACCAGACACUUUCACAGAGGAGAAAUACCUCCUCUACGAGAACUACCAACGCAUCGUCCACAAAGAAGGACCGGAUGACAUAGCCCGUCACGGCUUCCGCAACUUCCUCUGCUCUUCAAAGAUAAAGCGCAGCACAGAGACCGUUGACGGCAAAGAGAAGAAACUGGGCUCCUACCACCAAUGCUACCGCCUCGAUGGCCGCUUGGUAGCCAUCGGCGUCCUGGACCUCCUCCCCAACGCCGUCAGCGCGGUGUACUUCAUGUACCAUGAAGAUCUUCACACGUGGAGCCCUGGAAAGCUCAGUGCGCUCCGCGAAACGGCUCUGGCGAUCGAACAGGGGUGCAGAUGGUACAUGAUGGGCUUCUAUAUCCACGGCUGCACGAAGAUGAAGUAUAAAGCCGACUAUCACCCUCAGUACAUCCUGGAUCCGGAGAAGUACACAUGGGACCUCCUCGAUGACGACCUCAAGCUGCGCAUGGACGCACGGCGCUAUGUCUCUCUCUCCUCUGAAAAAGCACGGGGUAUCCCCGCGCCAACCAAAGAAGAGGCCGAGGCCGCCGCUGCUUCAAGAUCCCCCCCUCCCACCAACGACGACGACGACCUCAACCCACUCUCACAAAAUAUGCCCGGCGCCCUAACCGCCCACGAGCUCGCCACCUUCGACCUUGGUUCCCUCCUUCGUCCCUACGGCCGGGGCGCGGUCAUAAGGUUCAGGGAUAUAGAGGGCUGGGAGGGGUAUCCGGUGCCGGGGGAUGGGAGGACGGAUGGGGAGCCGGUUAUUAAGCAGGCGUUGGGGGAUUUGGUAGCGGUUGUGGGGAUGGAGUUGGCGGGGAGGUUGGUGGUGGAUUUUGCGCAGAGGUAG